CCCAAGUGUACCAUUAGGUGACAUUGUUCUUAAGUUUCUGUUCUGCUUUUUUGGUUGGUUUGUUUCAUUUCCUCUCCUAUGAAUUUAACUUUCAUUUCUGUGAGGAACUCCUCUGUGGAAAGCUGAACUCUGGCUUGAAUUCAAGUACCAAGUUUGCUGAACUAAGGUCCCGGUUGACUCUACUGGUUAACAACAGGUCUGGAUCUGUUAGCAAGAGAACACCAGCCUUUAGGACAAGUAAGAGCAAGAGAGCAGCUGUAAUGGCUUCUGGAAUCCUGGCAAACAUAAAGGAGGAGGUGACCUGCCCCAUCUGCCUGGAGCUCCUGACAGAACCCCUGAGCCUGGACUGUAGGCAUACCUUCUGCCAAGCCUGCAUCACUGCAAACAGCAAGGAAAUUAUGAUAAGCCAAGAAGGGGAGAGCAGCUGCCCUGUGUGCCAAAUCAGUUACCAGCCUGGGAAUCUGCAGCCUAAUUGGCAUGUUGCCAACAUAGUGAAGAAGCUUAAGGAGGUCAAGUUAAACCCAGAAGAGGAGCAAAAGACAGAUCUCUGUGAGCACCAUGGAGAGAAACUCCUGCUCUUCUGUAAGGAGGAUGGGAAGUUCAUUUGCUGGCUUUGUGAGAGGUCUCAAGAGCAUCGUGGUCACCACACUUUCCUCAUGGAAGAGGUUGUCCAGGAGUACAAGGAGAAGCUCCAGGCAGCUCUGGACAGGCUGAGGGCGGAACAGCAGAAAGCUGAGAAGUUGAAAGAUGACAUCACAGUAGAGAGAGCUUCCUGGGAGAAUCAAAUACAAAAUGAGAGCCACAGUGUCCGGGAUUGUUUUAAAAAACUGCACGGCCUCCUGUACUGUGAGGAACAGAAGGAACUGCAAAAACUGGAGGAGGAGGAGGAAUAUGUUCUUUUUUGCUUGGAACAGGCUGAGAGUGAGCUGGUCCAGCAGAGCCAGUCAUUGAAAGAACUCAUCUCAGAUCUGGAGCAUCGUUUGCAGGGGUCAACAAUGAAGAUGCUUCAGGAUGUGAAUGGCAUUAUGGAAAGGAGUAAGACCUUCACUCUGAAGAAGCCAAAAACUGUCUCUAAGAAUCAAAGGAGAGUGUUCCAAGUUCCUGACCUGAGUGAGAUGCUGCAAGUGUUUAAUGGGCUAAGAGAUAUGAGAUGCUAUUGGGUUCACAUGACCCUGGAUCCUCUCAGGAAAAAAUCAAAUGUUGUCAUUUCUGCUAAUCGGAGAGAAGUGAGAUGUGUGUUAGAUUGCAAUGCAAAAAGAAAUCAGAAAGAUACUCAUCAGAAAGAAAACUAUGACAUUUAUGCUGUACUUGGUUUACCAGCUAUCACAUCAGGGAAACAUUACUGGGAGGUAGAUGUGUCACAGAAACAUGCCUGGGUCUUGGGGGUAUGUGGUGAAACAUGGCCUGACUGGAAUAUGCCUUUUGUUAAAAAAGGUAAAAAUUAUGAACCUAAAUAUGGCUACUGGGUUAUAGCAUUAAACAGCCAAUUUGAAUAUAAUGCUUUUGAGCAGUCUUUGUUCAGUUGUCCCCCAAAAGUAACCCUCAAAUUGACUGUUCCUCCCAAUUGUAUUGGGGUUUUCUUAGACUAUGAGGCAGGCACUGUCUCAUUUUUGAAUGUUACAAACCAUGGGUUUCUCAUCUAUAAAUUCUUUUCAUGUUCCUUUUCUCAUAAAAUUUAUCCAUAUUUCAAUCCUAUGAAUUGUACUGGCCCCAUGACAGUGUGUUCUCCAAGCUCCUAAACCACUUACACCUUAACUCACAUUUUUGGGUGCACCUAACUCACCAAGCUUACUUGCACCAUUCUCACCAUCUUUUUCUUGUUGGUCCCCCCUUUUUUACCAUUUGCAUAUUCUUCAUUCAUCAAUAGGGUGUCCAAUUUCCCUCAUCUCAUAUUUUUCCCGUUAUUUUGUUUUCCUUAGUAGAGAAUCUCAUUUAACCAUUUUGUUUAAUCCCAAGAAAAAUGAGCCAGUUAAAUGAGCUAAAAAAAUGAGCUCAUUUAAAAGAGCCAGUAAGGUGACUGCUCUACCAUUUUUUACAGCCUCACUUCCUGUGCCACUGAGAAUAAGGAAGGCUUUUCAACACCAUUUGUGUAUUAUUCAAGAUCUUGUAUAGAAAUCAUUCACUACAAAAUGAGCCCUCAGGGGUGUGUCACUUCAACCACAAUGUCUCUUCUUCAUUAAGGAGUGAAGGAGACAGUAUCAUAAAUGAUAUGUAUUUAGUGGAAGGUUUGUAUUCAGAGUGUCUGAGUUCAAGUCUGUAGUCUCCAAAUACAUGCAGUAUAACUUUAAAUAAUACACUUGAAUAUUGACUGUACAUUCUUAAAAUAAUUUUGGUAUAAAAAUUUCACCAUAAUUAGGACUAUUGUAAGAAGAAAAAUGUCAUUAAGUAUCAAACAUAAGUAACUCAACUUAAUAAACAUUUUCUCUACUAAGGACUGAGAAAUAUAAGCUGUGCCAGUGUCUUAUGAAACAGGUUUGUGCCUUCAUGGUACUAUGGUGGUUUUUAUUGAAGUAUCAUGUUUCAGAUGCCAGAUACCUCUGUGCUUCUGUCCACAUUAUUGUAGCUCUGCCUAUGAUAUAGGAGUGUGUGUGUGAGAUCGAGAGAGAGAGAGAGAGAGAGAGAUUGAGAGAGAGAGAAUUUUAUUAUAAUUCUGGUUUGCUACAUAUGGGCCUUAAUAAAAAAAUCUAAAUUUUAUAGGAUUCAGUUGCCCAUUUGUAAAACAGUAAUGAAAUUUACUUGAUGUAUAAUUAUGUGAAUUAAACAAGACUGUUUUCAAUAUCUUCUGUCAUUUUUAGUACCUAAAGAGUAAUCAAGUAUGCUGUCUAUUCAUUUUUUGUUUGCUCUAUUCAUUUUUUAUUUGCCUGUCACUGUGAUGGAAAUAAAUGUU
Messenger RNA from Phyllostomus hastatus (greater spear-nosed bat), 2887 nucleotides. Its product is annotated as tripartite motif-containing protein 5-like. The transcript is spliced from 9 exons. Bases 261 to 1739 code for a protein of 492 amino acids. The record is from RefSeq and is a predicted model, not a curated record. Gene Ontology annotation, molecular function: protein binding; zinc ion binding. Lineage: Eukaryota; Metazoa; Chordata; Mammalia; Chiroptera; Phyllostomidae.